Cetraspora pellucida is the source of this 171-nucleotide messenger RNA. Lineage: Eukaryota; Fungi; Glomeromycota; Glomeromycetes; Diversisporales; Gigasporaceae. The record is from the annotation of a GenBank genome assembly.
AUGACAGAAGCAGUAGCAGAAGUAAUAGCAAAAGUAGCAGAAGCAGCAAAAGCAGCAAUGGCACAAGCAGCAGCAACAGUCGAGGCAAAAAUAGCAGAAACAGAAACAGCUAAAGCAACAAUAGCAAAAGCAGCAAUGGCAAAAGAAACAGCAGAAUCAACAGCAGAAGCA